Messenger RNA from Sorghum bicolor (sorghum), 882 nucleotides. Its product is annotated as zinc finger BED domain-containing protein RICESLEEPER 3-like. Gene Ontology annotation, molecular function: protein dimerization activity; DNA binding. The record is from RefSeq and is a predicted model, not a curated record. Bases 1 to 882 code for a protein of 293 amino acids. NCBI's taxonomy places the organism in Eukaryota, Viridiplantae, Streptophyta, Magnoliopsida, Poales, Poaceae. The transcript has 2 exons.
AUGGAUGUGAGGUGGAACUCCACCUACCUUAUGCUGGAAACAUUGUUACCUCAUAGGAGUACUUUUAGUACUUCCAUUGAGGCAGAUUAUCCUAGACCAACUGGUUCUCCUUUCUGGUUCACUGAUGAUCACUCGGAAAUGGCUGAGAAGAUGUUAAAAUUUCUUGAACUAUUUUAUGAGUCUACUGUUGAUUUGUCUGGUGUGUACUAUCCUACUUCUCCACUGAUUAUUCAUCAUAUUGUUAAGAUUGCUAUUCACCUGCAUCAAUAUCAACAUGAUGAACACCUAAGAGUUGUUGUCCAGUCUAUGAUUGACAAAUAUAAUAAAUACUGGAAGAACAUUCGUGAUCUUUACUCCAUUGCAUUCAUACUUGAUACUAGAGCUAAGAUCAAGGGCUUUACCAAAGUGCUGAGAAAGUUGAACUCUCUUUCUAAUGUUGAUUACACUAACAAGUUGUUGGACACAAGAGCUCUUCUUUUCAAAAUAUACAACAAGUACGACACAAUGCAUGGCUCUGUUAGGCUCAGAAGGGCUGUUCCUGCAUCCCAUUCUGGUAAGAAAAGAACAACUUGGACUGACAUUUAUGAUGAUGAUGAGCUUGACAUUGGAGCUAGCAGUGCUUCCCUCCCACCUAAUCUUGAUCUGUCCAGGAAUGUGUCUGCCACUUCUUUGCUGCAGGCAGCUUGUGCUACUAGCUCUAAAUCUACCUUUAGCACUACUAGUAGAAUCAUCGAGGAGCGUCGCCGGCGGCUGAACCCUAAGACUGUUGAGGCACUGACCUGCAUCAAGGACUGGGAAAAUGCUGAAUCAAGACUGCAGCACAUGGUGGAGGACAAGGAGCUGGAAAAGGCCUUUGAAGCACUUUGUCUUGAUGUUGAUUAA